This is a messenger RNA of Cryptomeria japonica (Japanese cedar), 3215 nucleotides long. RefSeq names its product disease resistance protein Roq1. The transcript is spliced from 5 exons. Gene Ontology annotation, molecular function: ADP binding. The record is from RefSeq and is a predicted model, not a curated record. Lineage: Eukaryota; Viridiplantae; Streptophyta; Pinopsida; Cupressales; Cupressaceae. Gene Ontology annotation, biological process: signal transduction; defense response. The coding region runs from base 79 to 3099 and encodes 1006 amino acids.
GGUUUUAUUUUAAAUUUUACGAAGGACAACUUCAUCAAAUCCGGUCGGUCCCUCUCUGCAAUUCAGGUCUGUGCAUUCAUGGCUUCCUCCUCCUCAACCCAAGAAAUUGUAGAAUAUGAAGAGCAAAGGGAAAGAUCUGCUGCAUCUCAAAAAUUAUAUGAUGCGUUCAUCAGCCACCGUGGCCCUGAUGUAAAAGAUACCCUCGCUAAACAGCUUUAUAAACUUCUUCAGGAAAGAGGGUGCAGGGCAUUUCUAGAUCGUGAAGAGAUAGAAGGGGGAGACUCUAUCCCCUUCGCCAUUAACAAUGGCAUAUGCUCAUCUGUUGUGCAAAUUGCUAUUUUUUCCAAAAGAUAUGCGGAGUCAAAGUGGUGUUUAGAUGAGCUGGUUCUUAUGUUAGCACAAACUGAUGCCCUGUUUAUUCCUGUGUUCUACGAAGUGAAUCCUUGGGAGCUUCGGCACACGGAGAAAGGAGCGUAUACAGCGGCAUUUUCUGAUUAUCGAAGAAAAGAAAGAUACCUCGACAAGCUCGAUGAAUGGAAAAGCGCCCUUGAAUUUGCUGCAGACAUAUCUGGUUAUGAACUUAGCGAGCAUAAAGACAAUUUGUGUGAAAAAAUUGUAUCCCGUGUGCUGCAAGAAAUGGAAAAGAGAAUACCAUUGCAUGUUGCGAAAUAUCCUGUUCGACUUUCUGAACUAGUCCAAGAUUUUGAAAGGUCCUGUUUAAAGACUGUGAGGGACAGGGUCACGAUGGUAGGGAUCUUUGGACUGGGAGGGUCUGGAAAAACUACACUGGCAAAAGAAUUGUUUAACAGAAAGCGUUCAAGCUACAAUGCAUCUUGUUUUCUUUCUGACGUGAGAGAAUCACAUACCACUCAAAAUUUGAAUUCCUUGCAAAGCCAGCUCUUCAAAGAUCUCUUCAACGAAAAUCGAGUAUUUAGAAAUGUGGAUGAAGGAAUAGGACAGCUGAAACAUCGUCUGGGAAGGGCAAGGCAUUUGCAUUUCUUUAUAGUCCUCGAUGAUAUCGAUCAUCGAGACCAGUUAGAUGCCCUGUUACCUGAAGCUAUGCUAAGCUCUGGUAGCCUGGCAAUGAUUACAACCCGUGACCAAGGUCUGUUAACGGGAGCAGAUAUCCGUUAUAAGAUGAAGGAAAUGAACAGAGAUCAUGCUGAAGAGCUCUUUUGUAGCCAUGCUUUCCGUGGACGGGAUGCACCCAUUGCCUAUAAGAAAUUGGUUGAAAGCUUUGUGAAAUUCUGUGGAGGUUUACCCCUCUCACUCAAAGUUUUGGGCGCCCAUGUUUAUGGUAGGGAUGCGUAUUACUGGGAGUUACAAUUGGAAAAGGUUAAGGACACCCAGCCUAAGGAUAUAAUGCAAAGGCUUAAAAUCAGCUUUGAUGGUCUGGACAGUCUGGAACAACAGAUAUUCAUGGAUAUUGCCUGUUUAUUCAAUAAGAAAGAAAUGGAUAAUAUUAUAAAAAUAGCUACAUCAAUCUGGAACGGGUCCCGUUGGUUUGCUGAACAUGCAGUUCAAACCCUGCAAGAUAAAUGUCUAGUUGAAGUCACGGUCAAGCACCGGCAUUUUCAAAUGCACGAUCACCUCCGCGAUCUGGGAAGACAAAUUGCAGAUGACUUGGGCCCUCCUCGGCUGUGGAGACCAGACAUUCUUAGAUCUAUGGAAGCAAAGGGAUUUAAACAAACCCUAGUGGAAACAAAGGGGAGGUGUCUUCAUUCGUUUAAGGACUCGUUCCUCCAAACGAAUAUUUGUUACUUUGUAGGUAGUUCAAAUGAUUCUGCUGAAACUGAACUUCUGUUGCUUCAUUUUGGCAAAAUAAAAAUCAUUCCAUCAUGGAUUCCUGUACAAAAGUUGCUCUGUUUAUCUGUUUCCAACACAGAAGAACUGUGGAGCACUUUUCAGCAGCAGCUGCAGAUCAAUACCCAGGCCAGUUUCCGGUUGAGAAUCCUGCAUAUUAAUUGUUCUCCCUCGUUGCAAAAUCUUCCAGAUUUAAUGGAAAAGUUAAGUCAGUUGGAAGAAUUACGUAUAAUCAGAUCCUUGGCAAAGACUGAUAUAACAUCCUUCAUACAAUCACUUAAGCAACUUAGUAAUCUAAGAUCAUUGCAGUUGUCGGAGGGCGGUGGCUUCUUCAAUGGGAAUUUGAUUCUGACCAAAGGUGGAGAUUCAACUAAUCUUGAGGCCUCUACAAGCAGCCGGAUGAAAAGCCUUGAAACCAUAAAAAUUCGCAGAUUAGAUCAGAUGUCAAUGUUGCUAAUCAGUGGAAACAUUUGUCCCCGACUUCGAUUAUUGGAAGUUUUAGCAAUGAGGAAUCUAAAUGAAAUGGACUUACAGCAGCUAGAGAGACUGGAUAGUCUUAUAAUGAAGCACUGUCCCAAAGUGGAAACAAUAGCAGGGUUGUCUUCUCUAACAGGGCUUCGAGUGCUGUACACCAUGGAAUGUGAAAGGUUGAGAUCAUUGCCGAACCUUGCACAUCUAUGUUACCUGGAGCGGAUUACGAUUGUUGAAUGUUAUCAGCUGCAGAGUGUACAAGGUGUGGAAGAGUUACAAGGAUUGAAAAGUCUGGAAAUUGGAGUGGGUGACUCUGGAGAUGCCAGUGUAUUGAAUUGCAUUUAUGGUCUGAAGAGGCUGCCGUCAGAGCAUAUCAUUUUGAGAGGGAAGCCAGUAGAGAGAGCAUCGUCCAGAUUAAAUGUUAAUUUGUUUUCUGGGGUAAUUGGCGCGCAAGCAGUUGGUGAGAUGAAGAGAGGAGAGUAUAAGCUGGAGAUGAGAAGUUCAUCAAGUGCAAUUACCAUGUAUAUUUUGCUUGUAAAGUCUAACGGUGCUUACAUAGAACUUGAAUCUGCAGUCAGACAUGUGCACUUUUUGCCACCUGUAGGCGAGUGGAUGAUUACAGUUUUAGUAACCCCGCACGAUAGCCAUGGUAGCCUGAAUCGUGCCACAAUACAUGAAGGGUUUACGGGUAGAGUGAAUGCAGGGGAAGAAGAGAAAGCAUUAACUGUAUUGCAAAGGAUUGUUGACCGAUUAUAUGGACCAUGUAUACUACAAAGUUUGGCGGCAUAUGACGUGGUAAAGCGAAAGCGAAAGCGGAAGCGGUGAGAACUUUCGCGAGAACUUUCGCAGUGAGAAGUGGGACGAAUUUGGCUAUCUACACUACAAAAGCCUUUGUGAUUCUCUUCUUUAUUCAAUAAAAAAUAUAUCUCAUCACUAUUUUA